UUGUUAGGGGGUACCAUGGGAAACUGCUAGAGCAUAGCUAGCUUAGCUUGGAUUCUAAUAGAUAAAUAUAUGAGUUAUAUAAUAAUAAUAUAUGAGUAGUGGCAGUUAAUAAAUGGAAGCAUUGACUCUAGACUAGGAAAGUGUGUGUGACGUUAGCAAGGGGAUAACGCCGGGGUUUCAGUCUUUGGUGCAAGUGUAGCUAGCUAACGGGUUAGUCUAGAUCAGAUUGAGAGGCGCUGUGUCUGUAGUUUACGACACAGUGAUUUAAAGAUGGGCGAAUCUCAGGAAAGCCUUCAGAACCCGUGUAACGAAUCACUGUCGUAUAUGCCCCCGCAACUGCCACCGCUGCCGGGGCGAGAGCGAUUGCAGAUUCAGAAAAGCAAUGUCUGCUCAAGGGCUUAUUUUGUGGUGGUCAUGGUUUUCUUCCAUGUGUACAUUAUAAACGUAAUUGCUCUGCUACUGUACGUGCACUACAGCAACGGACCCCCGGACAUCAAUUCCGACGGUGGCUCUCCUACAGCUGGAAGUCCUCUUUCCCGGUCUGACCAACCACUAGACACUGAUUUGGAUGAUCGUCAGAGUUUCAGCCUGCCUCGUAUUGAAGGAAUAAGGGUGGGUCAUGUUCAGAAGGUGUAUUUGGUGCCAGACAGAACACACCAGAUGAAAACCUUGAGCCUCAAGCCUCUGCUCUUUGAGAUCCCAGGCUUCCUGUCCGAAGAGGAGUGUGGCGUGGUGGUGCAGCUGGCCCAGCUGAAGGGGCUGAUGGAGAGCCAGGUCACACUGCCCUCUGGUGCCCGGGAGGAGACAGGGCAGCCCCCGCUGUCACUGAGCACAGCAGAGAUCUUCAGCCUGCUAGACCUGGACCAGGACGGGUUCCUGCAGAGGGAGGAGAUCCUGAGUCAUUCCCGAUCGAGAGAGGGAACGUGGCUCGGUCCCGAAAACCUACGACAGACGCUCGCAGGCCUGGAAGCCAGCCCAGCAGGUGUGCUGAGUUUGGAGGAGUUCCGGCGUGUGUGCGACGGCAUGUCCCAGCAACCCCUGCAGCAGCAGCAAGGUGGAGCCGGGCAGGGCCGGCCGAAACAGAAGAGCAAGCACACGUGGCUGUACCAAGGCCCAGGAUCCCACCACGUACUACACACACUCAGGAACAGGGUAACUCGUUUGACACGUCUUCCCUCCCCAUUGGUUGUGCUGAGCGAGCCUCUUCAGGUCCUUCGCUAUGAGCAGGGAGGAUUUAGUCACGCCCACCAUGACAGCAGCCCCUCCCACUCAGGGACGACCUGUGCACACACGUGUCUGGCAGGAAACACAUCUGCACUCACGGAGAUCUCCUGCAGGUAUAUUACUGUGUUGUUCUACUUGAAUGCUGUGGAGGGGGGUGGAGAGACCAGCUUCCCUGUGGCAGAUAAUCGCACCUAUGAGGAGGAGGCUCUGCUGCAGGGGGGUGUGGAUCUGACAGACACACAGCAGCACUGCGCCAGAGGGAAUCUGAGGACAAGGCCCACUGCUGGCACUGCUCUCCUUUGGUACAACCACCUUUCUGAUGGAAAAGGGUGGAUGGGUGAGCUGGAUGAGUACUCCCUCCAUGGUAGCUGCCCAGUCACCCGGGGGGUGAAGUGGGUAGCCAAGUCGUGGGUCAACGUGGACCCGGACCAGCAGCGGCAGGCCCGCUAUCAGAGACUGGUGACCCACCGAGAGACUAGGGAGGCGGACAGAGAGGAGCAGAGCCACCCUCACCCUCACAGUAACCUUCACCAGGACCUAUAGUCAGAGCCAAGGGGACUCUGUGGAGUACGACAUUCCUUCAAAAAUUCCAAGAACCAUUCAAGAGAAAUACAAGUAGAACGAUAGUCAAAAGCAAUCCUGUUUUAUGACUAACAUGUCACCUCAAAGCUAUACACUGUAGUUAGUGUGACCAGCAAGUCUAGUCCAAAACACUGCUAUGAAAAUCAAACUUUUACUACGUCUGAUAAUUUUGUCCAAAAAUGUUUUGCUUUUUUGUACUUGUUUAGGCUACUUCUCAGUGGUAGUCAUUGGUCCAAUGAAGGGAACAUAGCUGCAUUCAGUUUAGAAUGAGAGAUCUGUUACUGAUAGAUUACUGGGCAUCAUGCUGAGCCAUAUCAAAUUCAUAAUCUGUGAAUGUCUUCUUGAAGCACAUUGUGUGUUUGCGUGUUUAAGAGUGUUGUGGUUUUCCUUGUGUGAGCAGGAUAAGCAUGGCAUGGACAUACUCGUGUUUGCUUAUUCCUGUGGCACCACAGGUGCCGUAAUAUUGCACUUGGUUUGAAUUUCAUUUGUAGUUUGGCUCAUAUUUGCUCAUAUCUCAGGGGCAAUCAUUUUUGUUACACUGUGUAUUUAUUAUCAUCACAAGCUAUGUGUAUUUAUUAUCCGACAUUUGAAUUGAUUUGGCACUGAAUGUACACGUUAUUUAUUUGUAUUUAUUUAUUGUAUGUAAUAAUUGUAAAUUCGUUGUUAUACCCUUUUCACUCAGAUUUAAAAACAUGGGUAAAAAGUGGAUGAGCUUUUGGUGUGAAUCCUUGUGUGAGUCCUUCCGGUGUUUGGCCAUGUAGGUGGAUUCAAUCCACUUGCUGCAAUAAAAUAUCUCGAUUAUU
This is a messenger RNA of Osmerus eperlanus (European smelt), 2609 nucleotides long. Its product is annotated as transmembrane prolyl 4-hydroxylase-like. The transcript is spliced from 10 exons. The coding region runs from base 271 to 1767 and encodes 498 amino acids. Gene Ontology annotation, molecular function: iron ion binding; procollagen-proline 4-dioxygenase activity; L-ascorbic acid binding. Gene Ontology annotation, biological process: peptidyl-proline hydroxylation to 4-hydroxy-L-proline. NCBI's taxonomy places the organism in Eukaryota, Metazoa, Chordata, Actinopteri, Osmeriformes, Osmeridae. Gene Ontology annotation, cellular component: endoplasmic reticulum. The record is from RefSeq and is a predicted model, not a curated record.